This is a messenger RNA of Ceratotherium simum simum (southern white rhinoceros), 2712 nucleotides long. NCBI's taxonomy places the organism in Eukaryota, Metazoa, Chordata, Mammalia, Perissodactyla, Rhinocerotidae. The record is from RefSeq and is a predicted model, not a curated record.
CCCCCAACUCCAGGGCUGGGGAGGGGUGUUACCGGAUCAUCUGAACCUCAAUUGGCCCCCUCGGGGGAAUGGGAGGGCUCAUCUUUGGCAUCUGUCACACUUGUAGCUUCCUCUGUGCUCCGCCUUUUUCUUGGGGGGAGUGAGAGAGUUGAGAUUCUCCACCCACCCCCCUCUCACACCGAGGCAUUCUGGGGGCCCUGGAAGGAGGGAGUUGGGGGGCCUGGCUUGUGAGGGGUUAAGGCCUGGAGGCGGGAGGGGGCCGGACCGAGGGGUGGGGAGAAGGGGAGGAGGCCUCAGCAGCCAGCAAAGAGAAGUGUCCAGAGAGGCCCAGGGGACAGCCAGGGACAAGCAGACAUGCGGCCUGGGCCCAGGGGCCUGGACAGGGGCUGCCAGGCCCCGUGACGGGAGGACCCCGAGCCCCCGGCCCGGGGAGGGGGCCAUGGUGCUGCCUGCCCGACAUGUCAGCCGAGGUGCGGCUGAGGCGGCUCGAGCAGCUGGUGCUGGACCCCGGCUUCCUGGGGCUGGAGCCCCUGCUCGACCUUCUCCUGGGCGUCCACCAGGAGCUAGGUGCCUCCGACCUGGCCCAGGACAAGUAUGUGGUGGACUUCUUGCAGUGGGUGGAACCCAUCGCGGCGAGGCUUAAGGAGGCCCGACUGCAGAGGGAUGACUUCGAGAUUCUGAAGGUGAUCGGACGCGGGGCGUUCAGCGAGGUAGCGGUGGUGAAGAUGAAGCAGACGGGCCAGGUGUUCGCCAUGAAGAUCAUGAAUAAGUGGGACAUGCUGAAGAGAGGCGAGGUGUCGUGUUUCCGCGAAGAGAGGGACGUGUUGGUGAACGGGGACCGGCGCUGGAUCACGGAGCUGCACUUCGCCUUCCAGGACGAGAACUACUUGUACCUGGUCAUGGAGUACUACGUGGGCGGGGACCUGCUAACGCUGCUGAGCAAGUUUGGGGAGCGGAUCCCUGCCGAGAUGGCGCGCUUCUACCUGGCUGAGAUUGUCAUGGCCAUCGACUCGGUGCACCGGCUGGGCUACGUGCACAGGGACAUCAAGCCGGACAACAUCCUGUUGGACCGCUGCGGCCACAUCCGCUUGGCCGACUUCGGCUCCUGCCUCAAGUUGAGGGCGGACGGGACGGUGCGGUCGCUGGUGGCUGUGGGCACGCCGGACUACUUGUCCCCCGAGAUCCUGCAGGCCGUGGGCGGCGGGCCCGGGCCGGGCAGCUACGGGCCGGAGUGUGACUGGUGGGCGCUGGGCGUGUUUGCCUACGAAAUGUUCUACGGGCAGACGCCCUUCUACGCGGAGUCCACGGCCGAGACCUACGCCAAGAUCGUGCACUACAAGGAGCACCUGUCUCUACCGGUGGCGGACGCAGGAGUCCCCGAGGAGGCUCUCGACCUCAUCCAGCGGCUCCUGUGCCCUCCAGAGAUGCGGCUGGGCCGGGAUGGAGCAGGUGAUUUCCAGAAGCAUCCUUUCUUCUUUGACCUCGACUGGGAAGGUCUCCGAGACAGCAUGCCCCCCUUUACGCCUGAUUUCGAGGGUGCCACAGACACGUGCAACUUCGAUGUGGUGGAAGAUGGGCUCACUGCCAUGGAGACACUGUCAGACAUACAGGAAGGCGUGCCGCUGGGGGUCCACCUGCCUUUCGUGGGUUACUCCUACUCCUGCAUGGCCCUCAGGGACGAUGAGGUCCUGGGCCCCACACCCAUGGAACUGGAGGCUGAGCUGUUGCCUGAGCCACCUGUGCAAGUGCCCAGCCCGGAGCCCACAGUGCCCGCACUGGAGAAAACAGCUGAAGCGGCAGUCCUGGAGGCCGAUGCGGAGGCCGUUCCGGCGGUGGCGGAGGCCGAAAUGACGCUGCGCGAGCUCCAGGAGGCCCUGGAGGAGGAGGUGCUGACCCGGCAGAGCCUGAGUCGGGAGCUGGAGGCCAUCCGCACGGCCAACCAGAAGUUCGCCAGUCAGCUCCGCGAGGCCGAGGCCCGGAACCGAGACCUGGAGGCGCAAGUCCGGCGGCUGCAGGAGCGGAUGGAGCAGCUACAGGCCGAGGGAGCCGCAGCUGUCACGGGGGUCCCUAGUCCCCGGGCCACGGAUCCACCUUCCCAUCUAGAUGGUCCCCCGGCCGUGGCUCUGGGCCAGUGCCCGCUGGUGGGGCCAGACCCCAUGCGCCGCCGCCACCUGCUGCUCCCUGCCAGGGUCCUUAGGCCUAGCCUAUCGGAGGCGCGUUCCCUGCUGUUCGCCGCUGCUCUGGCUGGUGCCGCCGCCCUGGGCUGCGCUGGGUUGGUGGCCUGCGCCGGCCAUCUCACCCCGGUCUGGCGCCGCCCGGGAGACGCCUUCGCCCCCUGAACCCUAGAGCCCCAGCCUGUCCUCCUCGGGCCCCGCUGGAGGGUUGGGUGACCCGGGAACGGCCCAGAAGCCACUCCCACCGCCCCGUUGACAGCAGUCCCAGCGUGGGUCUCCGCCCCAGCUCCAGCCCUGUGAUCCGGGCCCGCCCCCUGGCGGCCGGGGAGGGAGGAGCCGGGCCCGCGGCCGGAGCACAGGGCGCAGGGGAGGGUGGUAGACGGGAAUGACGCUGCUGCGGCUGCGGCUGCGGCUGCGGCUGCUGCUGCUGCUGGGGGGGAAUCGCGGACCACUUCCUUCCUCCGGCCGGGCUGAGGCCUCGACACAGACGGACAAACUGCGAUCUCGAGAAGGCAGCAGGGCCAGGGCUCGGCCAUCC